GUAAGUAGUUCGGUGAUACAGACUUCUUGUUCCUGCCCUUUGUUUUGAGUAUGCGGUACCUCGGAGAGUAAUUUAACAACGUCCUCGCUCACAACAGAAAAUUCAAACUGAGUAAAUGGGGAGCAGAAUCCUCACUAUACGUGUCAAACCUGGGAAUAGAGGAGUGGGGAAGUGAGAUGUAAAAGCUUAACAGGGAAAAGGGAUGAGGUUGGUUGGUUUGUUUUUUAGGAGCUUUCUUAAUUGUCUUUCAGUGCUAUGGCUUGAACUUUAUAAACCAGAUUAUAUUUGGUGCUGUCAGUCUUUUUGCUCCCUCAAAAAAACAAACCUAAACCACCCCAAAUUGGACAAUUAGAAAGGGGGGAGGGGGACCUUCUUCUCAAAAGCAUGAGGGGAAGAGAGUCCAGGAAAAAAAAAUUGCAGCAGCGCAGGAAUUGUUCCUACGUGGUGCAUUUUGUGGCUUCAGUCACUGGAACACACAGACGACUCCUGACAGUCAGUGAAAUAAAAGCCAUGAAUGAUAUCUAUUCAGUCACUUGCCAAUUUCUCUACAAGCAAUCCUUGCCUUUUCCCCAGGUGAUUUGCAGGGGUUUGCUCCUCCUUUAAUAAGAUGUGACAUGCUUCCUACCAGCCACCAUCUCCCCUCUCUGGAGGUGGGGGGAUGUGGCUGUGGUUGCAUAACUGUUGCCCUGAACAUCACACGUGUUCCCAAAGCGGAGGCUGUCCAGCUGACACUCCGUGACCACAGGAGCUGGAGCGGCUGUAGGCAGCAGUGCCCUGGGUAGCCAGCCAUGAUCGCCACUGGAGGCCUCCUGAGGAUCUCAGCUAGGAAACAGGAUCCCUUGCGACCACAAAGCCAAAUCCCCAAACGCAAACGUAAGGCCAAGAAGAAACGCAAGAAUGAUGUUGUGGUUGUGAAAGGCAAGCUCAAGCUGUGCUCUAUCUCAGGGCUCAUCGCCCUCUGUGGCAUCCUAGUACUGCUAGUGGGCAUCGCUUUGGCUGUGGUGGGCUACUGGCCCAAGCCCAGCCAGGUAUACAGAGAAGGUGGUGUCAGUGGGAACAGGCACCUGGCCCCUCAGGGCAGCACCCCCAAGAACCGCUCCCAGAAGAUGGAAGGGGCACAAGCAGAGAUCUACCUGGAGUCUCCUCCCAGAGCCAACUCCACCACUGCUACCAGCCAGGAGUUCCCGCAGUCCCGUCCCACUUCCUCAUCCCCCCAGGCUUCCGUGGGUUUCCUUUUCCGUCUUUUCUCAAGCUACUUGCAUUCAGACAAGCUGAAGGUGUUGGGCCCCCUCAUCAUGGGUAUUGGCAUCUUUCUCUUCAUCUGCGCCAAUGCAGUGUUGCAUGAGAACCGUGACAAGAAGACCAAGAUCAUCAACCUGCGGGACCUCUAUUCCACCGUUAUUGAUGCCCACAGCCUCCGGGCAAAGGAUGGAGGCACCUCAGCUCCUCUUAAUGGCUUUGUCAAUUACGUGCAGUCACGGGGCCUGGAGCUAAAGCCUGGUGGUGAAGGCCUGGGUGCUGCAGCUAUGCUGGCCAAGAGCUCUUGGCCACCGGGGCUGGCUGCCUCCCUUUCCCCACCCGACCUAGCAUCCUCACCACGGCGUUCCUCCUUCUGCACCUUGCCGCAGCCUCCCAGCCUGGCCGAGGCUGUGUACAGCAUCUACCGGGAGCGUGCUGCCCUUACUGGCCGCACCUUCACCAGCCCACCCUGCAGCCCACCAGAGAGCUGGGGCCAGCGCAGCACAGCCAGCUCCAUCGUUGGAUCCUCACUGAGCGCUUUCACCCUUCUGCCCUUGUCGCAGAGUGGCAGAGGGGGAGGCUGGCGGAAGCCUCCUGGUGAGCGGGGAGCCCAGGAAAUCCCACGGGGGGAGUUUGAACUGAGCUUGACUGACCUCAGCCACGUCGAGGGAGGCUACAGGACAAGGAGGCACAAGCUGGUUCUCAGGCGACAGAGCACCAGCUGCUUGCCUGAUGCCAGGCGUCCCCUUUCCCCUGAGUCACCUCGGUCUCCAGCUGUCAGGGGAGGCCUGGACUCCAGUCUCUUGGCAUCUUCUAGUCACUCCAAAUCUUUGGACCUGGGGGAAUCACCCCCCUUAACUCCCCCUGCCAUCACCAGGAUGGACUCCCAGAGCUCCCAGUCUGAGCCUUCCAGCAGCAAUAAGGGCUACAGUCAGCUGGAGGAGGCCGGCACCUCCUUGGAGUCAGUUGCCAACACCUCAGCCAGUAAAAUCCAGGACUGUGAGGAGGAACCAGUUGAGAAGAUGGACUCCCUCAAGGCUACCAGCAGAGAACAAACAGGGGAGCAAUCUCAGCAAACUCAAAGACAGUACACAAAUAAAGAGAAACUCUUUAUGAUUUCUAGGUCGCACGCUGCAUUAGGGCUGGAGGAUGGGGAGCUGGAAAGUACUGGCAUCUAAAAAACAGAGAAGGCGCGAGGACACCUUGCAACCCUUCACACCUUUCCCCCUUCUCCAUCUCUUUUAUGGACUUAGGAAACCAGUUUAUAUCCAAAGAGCUGCAGUAUGUCACCCUUGAAAAUUUGAAUUCAGUAAAUCCUGUAGAUGACUUCAGGAAGAAAAUCUUUCUGUCCGAUUGUAUGUUCCAUGCAAGCCAAAUUGUAUUAAAUAUCCACAGUCCAGCAAGUUCUUGGGAUCAGCUUAAUACAAUUUCGGACAGUAUAACCGUGCACUUUAAUUGUCUUGAUUUCCAAGUGCUUCUUCUCCUCUUAUUUCUUUCUUGCUGAUUUGCCACUAACUGCUUGAAAACCACAGGCACUUUCUUAAGCUCAAGAGCACCGUGGUCUUUAGAUUAAGAAAGCCCAGCUCACUCUUUGUUUUGGUUCAAUCACUAAAAAGUUUGCAAGGCCUUAAGGAUGACGUACCUUGACAAAGAAGGAGUUUGUUUAAAUGUUGGAAAAAUGACAAUUCAGAACAGAAUAGAGCAGAACAGAGCGCUGAUAAUUUAGUUAAAACCAUUAUGUUCCUGAAUCCAAAAUACCUACUACGAUGUGAUACUUUAUGAAGUAUUAUUACACAUGUAUUGACUAAUAGCAUUAAAAUAUUUUUUUUUUAAUAAAACAUUUACAAACAAAACUGAGAGACAAAACGUCCUUUAUUUUGGUAAGUACUUACGGAUACCACAAACCUCUGUUUUUGUACUGUGAAUGAUUAUAGAGAUGCUACAAGGCCAAAGGUUUGCUUAUGCUUUUAAGUGGAUAAUAGUCGUGUAGGAGUAAUUUCAAAACAAACAGUGGUUCUGACUCUGAGAAACUAUGCUUUAGUUCGGUCAGCAGAAUCUAUCUCUAUUUCUAACAGUGCUGCUUUGUGACAUCUGCAAAAAUGUGAGAUUUUAACAUGCUAAGGGAAAAAAGAAUUAUAGGUUUGACCUGUUAAAAUCAGAUUUUUCUUGAGUAACACAUCGAUCUCAAACUGUAGCAUGUUCUUUCAGGAAUCUUCAUUUACAAUUGUUGCUUUCAGCCUUUCUACUGUUCAGGUUUUCAUAUUCAUGAAAGCAUGUGCAUAAUUUUAAUUUUAAAGCAUAAUUAUAGUCCUGAAUAUAUCUGAGCUGUUCACCCUGUUGAAAUCAGUGGAAGUUUCUCAGUGACUUCAGUGUGGUGAGAGUUUCUUCUCGAGUGAGAAAAGCAUCAAGUUUCCUUAUGGCUGCAUUAUGUGUUAUAAUCUGUGGGCAGAUUUUUAGUAAAUUGAUGAGUUGUUUUAUUUUCAUAGCCGCAACGUGACAGGCGUUCUUUUAUUUUGUUAAAGCAGCUCUCUAGAUUUAGAUGCUCAAAAGAUUUCAUCAAUAUUUCAGAUUUUGAAUAUGGAUGCGUCAUUUCAUCAUACACAAAGAGAAACCGACAUUAAACAAAUAUGCUGUGUACAGGGGAAAAUUGUUUUUCUGUUGCAAUUAAAAUUUUUGUUAUGGUUUCAUACUUUAAAA
Molecule: messenger RNA, 3936 nt
Organism: Numida meleagris (helmeted guineafowl)
Lineage: Eukaryota; Metazoa; Chordata; Aves; Galliformes; Numididae
Gene: TMEM200C
Product: transmembrane protein 200C
Exons: 2
Coding region: 789-2417 (542 amino acids)
Source: RefSeq, a predicted model, not a curated record